Molecule: messenger RNA, 648 nt
Organism: Haemonchus placei
Lineage: Eukaryota; Metazoa; Nematoda; Chromadorea; Rhabditida; Trichostrongylidae
Source: the annotation of a GenBank genome assembly
AUGCGCAGGUGGCGCAGCCUAAAGCCUAGCCUGUUAUCUGGCGCUGUUCUUGGUCUCGUCCUCAUCCACGUUGUUCGUUCGAUUCUCACGGCUCCCUUGAUUUUCCCAAAAACCUCUGCCACAAAUCCCCUAGCACCCGUGGUGAUUGCUCUUAUCACCUCAACUGAUCCUGCCAAGACCGCUCUCUGUGAGGAAACCUGGUUGAAACGGGUGCAUAGCCACAUCGUUUUCACUUCCCGAAGGAACAGCCGUACAGACCAAAUCUUUCUCCCACAUAGACACGGGUCUUUGUGGUCUUCGUUUAGUUCCAAAGCAUUGUUCGCCGAUCGUUACCUUCCACACCAUUACUCUUGGUACAUAAUGACGUCAGACGAUACCUACGUACUAGUUGACGAUUUAAUGCAGGAUCUCUCAGCAUUCGAUCCCGAUGAGCCGUAUAUGGCCGUCAUUGGGCCGACAAGCAUGCAUGAGGAAAACUUGCCAAAGUUGCAUGCCGUAAUUAUAGUCUCCAGAGGAGCGAUGAACUCAUUUUGGGAUGAUAUCCAGAAAGGCUAUGAAGGAUGUGCUGUAACCAGUGAACCGAGCAGUUGUUUAAACGAUAUUGUACAUCUGAACCUGAGAGAGGAUGCACACAAACGCUUACGGUAA